AUGGGAGGAGAAGAAAAGGGUUUUGUGAAGAAAAUGGGCGAUGUGUUUGUGACUUUGAGGUUUAACCACGGAGGUAAUUUAGAACAAACCCCUCGUAUUAAGUAUGUUGGAGGUAGUGUGACAGAUUAUUUUGAUGUUGAUCUUGAUAAAUUCUCUUAUUUUGAGCUUGUUUACUAUGUUAAAGAAAUCGGAACCUAUUGUGGUCCCCCCCCUGCUCUUCCACCUAUUACCCCUGUGGGUGGGGAAUCUUUUACUACUUUUGAUAACCCCACAUGUGAAGAUAUAAAUGAAAAGGUUGGGGCAGGUGAGGGUAGUCAAACAUUUGGGGGUAGUGAAGGCUUAGGGUUUGAAGAGGCUGCUGGUCUUGAUGAACCCUUGGGUGGGACUGAGGCUGCUACUGCAGCUGAUGAUGAUAAUGAUUCUGACUUAGAAAGUGAGAGUGAAUCUGAGGAGUCUGACAAUGUAGUGGUAGAGGAAGGUGAAGAAGAAGAAUUUGAUAGUGAUGUCCAUGAGGAGCAUAGGAAUCUAAGGAAAGAUAGGGUGGCUCUAAAAUCAAAAAAGAAGAAAGAAAAGGCUAAGAGAUCUGAAGGGAUAGAUUUAGGGGUCAAAUGCUUUGAAAUAGAGACUGAUGAUGAAGUUGAUGACGAAGAUGUGGUUGAAAAGCCUACCAAAAAGUCAAGGAGACCAAAAAGAAUUAGAAAUAGGGUUAUUUUUUAUCCUAAGUGUAAAGAAAUAGUUUGGGAGACUGGUCUUGGAUUUGAAAGUGCUAAACAGUUUAGGAAAGCACUUACUAGGUAUGCAGUUCAAGAACAUGUAGAGUUGGAUAAAUAUGUCAAUGAAUCAACUAGGGUGAGGGUAAAGUGUACUGCUGGAUGUCCAUGGUUAUUGUUUGCCAGUUUUGAUUCUAGAACAAAUGAUUUUGUUGUGAAGAAUUAUAAUCCUGUUCACAAGUGCAAUGGCACAACAAAGAACAAGUUGGUAAAUUCUUUGUAUAUUUCAGAAAGGAUUGUGGAAAGGAAAGCCAGAAGCAUUGUUUUGCAACAAAUCAUGGGUGACAAUGUAGAGGAGUUCAAAAGAAUUUUGGAUUAUAGGGAUGAGCUUUUAAGGACUAAUCCAGGUAGCACAUGUGUGGUUAGGCUGAGUGAAGAAACUUUUGAAGGUGGAGUCAAAAGGUUUCAGUCCUUUUAUAUAUGUUUUGAUGCCAUGAAGAAGGCAUUCAAGGCUAGUUGUAGGAGGGCAAUUGGGUUGGAUGGGUGUUUUUUAAAAGGUGUUAGUAAAGGGCAAAUGCUUGUGGCUGUUUGUAAAUAUGGGAACAACCAGAUGCUACCACUGGCUUGGGCAGUGGUUGAAGUUGAGAAUGCUUUUACUUGGAGAUGGUUUGUCAACAUUCUAAGGCAUGAUCUUGAGCUUGGAGAUGAGACUGGUUUGACAACUCUUUCAGAUAUGCAAAAGGGUCUGGAUAUAGCCAUUAAGGAUCUGCUGCCAAAUGCAGAACAAAGAAUAUGUGCAAGACAUGUGCUUGCCAUUUUUUCCAAAAAAUGGAAAGGCAUAGAGAUUAGAAACUGCUUCUGGAGAUGUGCUAAGUCCACAUAUGAGAAGGAGUUGCAAAAAAAUUUGGAUUAUAUGGAGAAGUUAGGUGAUGGAAUAAAUGGAGAUUUGUUGUAUUACAACAUAGAUAGGUGGUCCAAGGUCUACUUUAAAUACCUCAGCUGUUGUGAUAGUGUUGACAACAACAUGGCCGAAAGUUUUAAUUCCUGGAUUUUGGGGCCAAGCCACAAGACCAUUAUCACAAUGCUUGAGGAAAUUAGAGUCAAAAUGAUGAGAAGGGUAGGACAACUAAGAGAGUUUUCUGAGACUUGGAUAACAAACAUCAGCCCAAUGGCUUUGAAGGUAUUGCAAGAGAACACAUCAAAGUCAAUGAAGUGUACUGUUGAAUGGAAUGGUGAAUAUGGCUUUGAGGUCAAGGACAGCUGGGGUAAUAAAUUCAUAGUAAAUCUGAACAGUAAUACCUGCACUUGUAAAUCUUGGAUGCUGAAAGGUAUUCCCUGCUGUCAUGCCAUAGCUGCACUUCAUUUCAGAAAAUUGGAACCUAUUCACUAUGUUGCACAUUAG
Molecule: messenger RNA, 2112 nt
Organism: Lycium barbarum (goji berry)
Lineage: Eukaryota; Viridiplantae; Streptophyta; Magnoliopsida; Solanales; Solanaceae
Exons: 6
Coding region: 1-2112 (703 amino acids)
Molecular function (GO): zinc ion binding
Source: RefSeq, a predicted model, not a curated record